AUGGGAAAUGAUGAUAUACGGCAUGAAUUACAUCCGUUUAAAGAGAUUAGCAUUGGUGCCAUAUCUGGUAUGAUUGGUAAAUUAGUUGAAUUUCCAUUUGAUACUAUAAAAGUACGAUUACAAUCAAAUCAUCAUCCACCAAUUUCCACGUUUCAAAUGAUCAAACAAACAUUCACUCAAGAAGGUGUAAUCAAUGGGUUUUAUAAAGGAUUAAAAGCACCAUUAGUUGGAGCAUGUUUAGAAACGUCAAUUUUAUUUACAUGUUAUAAUUUUUCAAAUGUUUACUUAACCAAAUCAUUUCAUCUAAGUGAUGACAAUUUUGCAGUUAAAUGUUUAAGUGGUGCAUUUGCAGGAUUUGCAGCAAGUUUCAUAUUGACACCUAUUGAAUUAGUCAAAUGUCAGUUACAAGUAUCAAAUUUAGUAACUAGGACAGGUUCCACUAAUAUUCAUACUUAUUCGACUAUUAUAAUGAAAAUCUUGAAUGAAAAGGGUAUAAUCGGAUUAUUUCAUGGAUUGGAGUCGACUAUAGUUAGAGAAGUGUUUGGCACAUCAAUAUGGUUUGGUACUUAUGAAUACAUUAAUCAGUAUUAUAGAAACACUAAGGAUACAUAUAUUAAAAAUGAGAGUUUACGAUUGUUAAUAAGCGGAGCUAUGGCUGGUUUAACUUUUAAUUUAUCAGUAUUUCCCAUAGAUACAAUAAAAUCUAAUAUUCAAACUUUUGAUUUAAGGAACCAUGGUAAGCCAAAGUUAAACAGUUGGCAAAUUACGAAAUACAUUUUAUCAAAACCUGGUGGAUUCAAAAAUUUAUAUAAUGGAUUGGGCAUAACUUUGAUAAGAUCGAUCCCGGCAAACGCUAUCAUAUUUUAUUCUUACGAAGUUUUGAAACAGAAUAUAUGA
Insectozyma verbasci is the source of this 897-nucleotide messenger RNA. NCBI's taxonomy places the organism in Eukaryota, Fungi, Ascomycota, Pichiomycetes, Serinales, Debaryomycetaceae. The record is from the annotation of a GenBank genome assembly.